Molecule: messenger RNA, 2032 nt
Organism: Amoebophrya sp. A25
Lineage: Eukaryota; Dinophyceae; Syndiniales; Amoebophryaceae
Source: the annotation of a GenBank genome assembly
AUGGCCAAUUUUUGGGCUCAGCCCCUCACGUUAUGGAUGAUGUUUUUUCUCCCAUCUUGAACAGACCAUGAUCCAGGCUGAUGCGCCUUUUCGUCCCCUUGAAAGUGUAUAGCUUCUUAUAUUAAAGGGGACAAGCCUGCUGUCGAUGGUCUACCUCUAGAGGUGUACGGUUCUGGUGUUUGGUAGCCUGAAUUUGAUCACAAGGAUUCUCUUCCUGUUUUCCUUGUGAUCGAAAUCAGGUUACCAAAUACCAGAACCAUUCAAGAGGUGAGAAAAAACAUCAUUCAUAUACGUUCCAGAUCGUCCGCUCUUUCUCCCACCUGAACUUCCAGAUCGUCCGGUCUUUCUCCCACCGGAACUCGUAGCCACAGCAACUAGCACAGCAUCUGAACCCACUGGGACAGCAUCUGAGAGCCCAGCAUCUACAACUUGCAGUGGACCGACGUCAUCGUCGCCUGCAACCUCUUCUCAUCACCCGUCGCCUGCAACCUCUUCUCAUCACUCGUCGACCGCAGCUUCUUCGGGUCGUGCACCAUCUCCGUGCUCUGCACCACAACUUGAAGUCGGCGAAUGCGGAACCUCAUCUCAUUUGCACAUCCAAGAUGAACGCACCAGUUGCUUUGGUCAUCGUCGUAGCCCGGGCACUGCCUCUUCUAAGGUUUCUCUAUCUUCCGAAGCAACGCCAUGUGGUGGUGGUAUACUUAAGGCUUCCGGGAAUCCAUCUUCUGGAAAAGUGAGAGCAAAAUUAAGAGAGCUUGAAAGCAAAAGGAACAUCAACAAGCUUGAUCCGAUUAUCAUAAGAAGCAUCUUAGGCAGAUUGCCGAGUAGAUUCACGUCAUCAUUAUAAGAAGCACCUGAGGGCACCGGGGCACCCCUCUAGAAGAAAAACAGACCCAAGAUGAGUCUCAAGAUGGAUUCCGGAAAGGUCUAAUAUCACACCAAGCAGCGAUGGUUCUGCUGGCCUCAUCAAGGAAUCAGGUGGGCUAUUUUAUAGACGGAAAGGUGGAACAGGAACACGUAAAAGUGAAGAUGUGAGAAGACCGACUUCUGCGGAUGUUGUGCUGCCCCAGAAUGGUAAUGGAGGUGUAACAAGUGAUCAACAAGAAACAAAUCAAGAGAGUCCUGAAAAUGCAUCAUCCACCACAGAAGCACAGCAGCCACGUGGUAUUAUUGGUCGUGUGUGGAGAGGUUUGAGUGAAAACCGUUUACUCGUUCUGUUUGUAAUCGUUACGCACACUCUUUUUCCACCUCGCAGACGACCUUCCGAUGUAGCGGGAAGGCGUCUUCAUGAUCACGAAGUCGGAUGUUCAGCCACAGACUGCGUCGCGACGACUUCUAGAGAUCACUCAAGAAGUACUUCUAGUAGGCCUUUUUUUCUUCCCUCUGCGUUUUGGAAUCUAGACGGGGCAGAGCCAAGCGAGAUUCUAGCUGGUAGUUUCAGAGCAUUUUUGAAUUAAGGCAUCUCAAAUUUGAGAAUCUAUUAGACUAACUAUCAACAGGUUAACAACGAUUAAUUUUUUAGUUUAGCACUUAUAUUACCCCAUGAUUGGGUACAGAACUACAAUUACCACUAGCCACUCACCAGGUUCCUCUUAAAAGCAGCUAGGAGAUGUUCUUGAUUUAAGUGAGCAGGCCAUGGGCCUAAAAGCCAACUAAAUCGUUUACAUCACUUCUCUAUCUUAAUAGGGAAGCUGCCGAAUAGGUUCAAAUCAUUCAAGUCGCGUAUUCCACCAUUCUAUCGGUGAUGGGUUGUCCUUCUCUCGCUCUCUCUAAAAAUAUCUUCCUGAAGAUACUACUUCCGACUACUCUUCUUGAUAUUACUAAUAGAUGUGGAUCAUUUCCAUUUCCAUCAUAGGCACAUCAAUCAAUCAAUCAAUUUCCAUCAGUUGUUGUAGUGGGUUCUCUGACUCCACUCUCUAAUAUCGUCCUGAAGCAGCAGCAGGGGAGAGUGAGGCGGACGACAGACACCGCAAAUACAUUCUAGCAUCUGCUAGCGGAGGAUCGGUUUCGCAUGUUGACAACCACACUGCAG